Danio rerio (zebrafish) is the source of this 3151-nucleotide messenger RNA. It is a transcript of the gene pomt1, whose product is annotated as protein-O-mannosyltransferase 1. Gene Ontology annotation, molecular function: mannosyltransferase activity; dolichyl-phosphate-mannose-protein mannosyltransferase activity. The record is from RefSeq and is marked provisional. Lineage: Eukaryota; Metazoa; Chordata; Actinopteri; Cypriniformes; Danionidae. Gene Ontology annotation, biological process: protein O-linked glycosylation. Gene Ontology annotation, cellular component: membrane; endoplasmic reticulum membrane.
GAACAGACCGUUGCUUUAUUUACAGUGUUUAGUGGCUUUAUUUAAAGCGUAAAGUUGUCGUAUAUGCCUAAGCAAUGGCAUUAUUUAUUUGUUUUUAUUUUUCCUGACCAAUUCCAGUUUUAGCGAAUAUUUUUAUUCAUAAUUUACUGCUAAAAGACAGCGCAUGUGGUCGUAAAAGCAGCACUGUUCACCUAUGAUUGCGAAAUUCCAGAGGAAAAACUGAAUCAAGUCAGGAUUGAGCAUGCAGUGUGUUAAACUGCCCGUCAGUGUGACAGUGGAGAUAAAUGUGCUGCUGCUGGCGGUUACAGCACUUGCCCUCUUUACUCGACUUUAUGGCAUUCACUUUCCCAAAGCUGUAGUGUUUGAUGAGGUUUAUUAUGGACAGUUCCUGUCAUUGUACAUGAAGCAGGUUUUUUUCAUAGAUGAAAGCGGUCCUCCUUUUGGACACAUGAUACUUGCUUUAGGAGCGUAUUUAGGAGGAUUUGAUGGCAACUUUGUUUGGAACAGAAUUGGAGCAGAAUACCCUGGUAAUGUCCCUGUUUGGAGCCUUCGACUGAUACCGGCUCUGGCAGGCUCUUUUUGUGUGCCACUUGCAUAUCUUGUAGUAGUGGAGCUGGGAUACUCCCACUUCUCGGCACUGGGGGCCUGUGCACUUCUCCUCAUGGAAAACUCCCUGAUUGUGCAAUCGCGCUUCAUGCUGCUGGAGUCUGUUUUAAUUUUCUUCUUGCUGUUGGCUGUGCUGUCUUACCUCCGCUUUCACAAAGCACGCAACUCAUUUUUCAAGUGGUUUUGGCUUGUGAUCUGUGGGGUCAGCUGUGCAUUCGGAAUUGGAGUAAAGUACAUGGGUAUGUUCACAUACUUUCUACUGCUGAGCCUGGCAGCUGUACACACCUGGCAGCUUAUUGGAGAUCAAACCUUGAGCCAUGGCAAAGUAAUGUUCCAGGUAUUGGUUCGCUUCCUGGCACUCGUGGUGCUACCUGUCAUCAUGUACCUUGGGUUUUUCUACAUUCAUCUGACCUUGCUAUAUCGCAGUGGACCUCAUGACCAGAUGAUGAGCAGUGCCUUUCAAGCAAGUCUCGAGGGUGGUCUUGCCCGGAUCACUCAGGGGCAGCCUUUAGAUGUAGCAUUUGGCUCACAGGUCACUCUCCGCACAGUCUCCGGUAAACCUGUGCCUUGUUGGCUUCACUCACACAAGGCCAACUAUCCCAUCAGGUAUGAAAAUGGCCGUGGAAGCUCCCACCAGCAGCAGGUGACCUGCUAUCCUUUCAAAGAUGUCAACAACUGGUGGAUUAUCAAAGACCCUGGGCGGCAAAGUCUUGUGGUCAGCAGCCCACCCAAACCUGUCAGACAUGGGGAUAUUAUUCAGUUGCUGCAUGGAAUGACAACUCGCUACCUGAACACACAUGAUGUUGCAGCCCCCAUGAGUCCUCACUCACAGGAAGUGUCGGGCUAUAUUGAUUUUAACGUGUCUAUGCCAGCUCAGAAUCUCUGGAGAGUGGAUAUUGUGAACAGGGAGUCUGAGAAAGAGAUCUGGAAGACCAUUUUAUCAGAGGUGCGACUAGUCCACGUGAACACCUCAGCUGUUUUAAAGCUUAGUGGAGCCUCUCUGCCAGAGUGGGGUUUUAAACAGCUGGAGGUGGUGGGUGAUAAGAUUUAUAAAGGCUACCAGCAGACCGGCAUGUGGAACGUGGAGGAGCACCGCUAUGGCAGAAGUCAGGAACCAAAGGAAAGGGAGUUGGAGCUGAAGUCUCCUACUCACAGCGAUGUCAACAAAAAUCUCACAUUUAUGGCCAAAUUUCUGGAACUGCAGUGGAAGAUGCUGACAGUAAAGAACGAAGAGUCAGAGCACAAAUAUAGUUCAUCACCUCUUGAAUGGAUCACAAUGGACACCAACAUUGCAUAUUGGCUUCAUCCUUCAAGUAAUGCACAGAUUCACUUUAUAGGCAAUAUUGUUACUUGGACCACUGGAAACAUUACACUGGUUGUGUACUGUCUUCUGUUUUUAACAUACUUACUAAGACGGAGGAGGAAAGUUGAAGACAUUCCACAAGACUCUUGGGAACAGUUGGUUUUGGCUGGUGUGGUUUGCUUAGGAGGCUGGGCAGUGAAUUACCUGCCAUUCUUCCUAAUGGAGAAGACUCUCUUUCUAUAUCACUAUCUCCCAGCACUGACCUUCAAGAUCUUGCAAAUACCUAUAGUCACAGAGCACCUGUACAUCCACGUAUUGAGAUCCUCAGCUCAACAGAAAGCAUUUGGUGGUGUGAUUUUAGCAGUUCUUUGUUCAGUAUACAUGUCCUACCACAGCUUGAGUCCUCUCACGUAUGGCCAGCCAGCGUUAACAUCAGACAAGCUCGCUGAGCUGCGCUGGAGGGAGAGUUGGGAUAUUCUCUUACGCAAACGCUAAAAUAUCCUUUAUUUUUUUUAAGACAAGAUAAUUUCAUGGUGUCAAAAUUUCAAAUCGAGAUGACUGAUAGGGCUGAUGGAUUUUUUGAGAAAUGGAUUCUGAUUCGAAAUGCAUCACUUUUCUGUCUUGAAUGGAUUCUGAGCUCAGUGUUUAACAGGAGAUUAUACCACAUGCUUUACAAACUCUGCUUGCUUCCAAUUCCUUACAAAUACCACAUGAAUCUAAAGUAAUCAGUAAUGAAGUUCAAAUUAGGCAAUUACAAAAGUGUUUUUAGUGAGCUGUUUACAUUAAUCUUGUCAUAAAGGCCAACUUACAUGAAGCACAAGCAAUAUAUGGUUUGAAAAUUAGUCGAGUGCAACAUGCUGUUAAAAACUAAGUUUAGAAUCACUUCAAGAGAGAAUAGCAACGCAUUUUGAAUCAAUUUUUCAAUAUUUCACCAUAGUUUUCAUGGAUUUCCAGAAAGCUGUGAAGCACUAUUUCUAGAGUCUGUGCCCAAACAUAAUAAUGUGAAAAAACCCAUGCUGCUGAAUCUGAAAACUCUAAACCAAAUGGACUCUGAAGCACAAUUUCCGUGCUACAUUUAUCAUGCUCGAAUGUUUACAUAUUACUCUGUUUGUAUAGCGAUUUUAUUGUAUUGUUUUAGAGACUGUUAAACUAAUAAGAUGCAUUGCAUUUCUUUAAAUAUGUUUUAUUUGAUUCUUGCACAACAGAAAAAAACGUUUAAUAAACGUUUAUAUGACAUUAAAA